Trypanosoma rangeli is the source of this 633-nucleotide messenger RNA. RefSeq names its product glutamamyl carboxypeptidase. Gene Ontology annotation, biological process: L-arginine biosynthetic process. Lineage: Eukaryota; Euglenozoa; Kinetoplastea; Trypanosomatida; Trypanosomatidae. The coding region runs from base 1 to 633 and encodes 210 amino acids. The record is from RefSeq and is a predicted model, not a curated record. The transcript has a single exon. Gene Ontology annotation, molecular function: acetylornithine deacetylase activity.
AUGGACUACACGCAGUGGUUGGCGAAGCUGGUGGCCUUUGACACCACGAGCCGCAACUCGAACCUCGAGCUCAUCCACUACUGCAAGGACUACCUGGAGGGGCUCGGUGUCAAGUGCACGCUGGUCCACAACCUCGAGAAGACGAAGGCGAACCUGUGGGCGACGCUGCCGGGCGAGGGCGGCGUGACGGACGGCGGCAUCAUUUUCUCUGGCCACAGCGACGUGGUGCCGGUGGACGGGCAGAAGUGGGGCAGCGACCCGUUUACACUGACGGAGAAGGACGGGAAGUUGUACGGGCGCGGCACGUCCGACAUGAAAGGUUUCAUCGCCGUGUGCAUGUCGCUGGCCCCCGAGCUGCUGAAGAUGAAGCGUGCGAAGCAGAUCCACUACGCAUUGACGUACGAUGAGGAGGUGGGCUGCCUCAGUGGGAAGGUGCUGGCAGAAUUCCUGCGGGACCACAACAUCAAGGCGGACGGCUGCAUCAUUGGAGAGCCGACGGAGAUGAGGGUGGUGACCGGUCACAGGGCGCCUACCGCUUUCGUGUGUGCGUGCACGGCAAGUCGGCACACUCGUCGCUCGCGCUGGCCAGCGAAAGCUGCAACGCCAUUGACUACGCCGCGAAGCUCGUUGUGA